UUAUUUUUAUUUUUUUAAUUAAAAUUAAAUAAAAAUUAAAUAAAAAUUCUCUCUCAUACUUUCUCUCUCUCCACACUGACAACAUGUCAUGAUUGAACUGUUACACCCCUCACCCCCCUUUUAUUUCCCUUCUUUCUAUAUAACCCCCAUUUCCUCUUCUCCCUUCCUCCCCAUCAUUUCCCACUCACAUCUCUCACUUUCUCUCUCCUCUUCUCAUUUUGACUCUCUGCAAUUUUUCUGGGUUUUGGUUUGGUUUUGUAAUAAUCUCAAGAACAAGAUGAUGGUAGCUGGGAAAGAAGAUUUGGGUUUAAGCUUGAGUUUAGGAUCUUCUAACAAUACUAGCAAUAUUGCUAGUACUAGUGGAAACAACAACAACAACAACCAUAAUCUUCUCACCCCCAAUAUUAAUCAAAAUAAUAAUAUUGGGUUUUUCAUGAAUCAUAAUAAUAUUAAUCGAGUUCAUCCUCAUCAGCCGCAUCAAACGACGUCGUCCAACGCUUCUCCUCUACAGCUUAAUCUCAUGAUGAUGCCUUCCUUAGCUUGUCCUUCUCCUUCUCCUCUUCUCCAGAAGCUUCCUUGGAAUCGCAGCACCGACUCCUUCCCUCCCUCUUCCGAUCGAAACUCGGACUCGAGCCGCUCGUUUCUCCGAGGAAUUGACGUAAACAGACCGGCCGGCGGUGACGAAGAGGACGCCGGAGUUUCAUCCCCGAACAGCACCGUUUCAACGGUGAGCGGGAAGAGAAGCUCCGGUGAACGAGACUCAACUACAACCGCCGGCGCCGGAGAUGAAAUCGAAGUGGAAAGAGCUUCUUCUCGUGGAUUAAGCGAUGGCGAUGACGAUGACGGCGGCGAAAACUCAAGGAAGAAACUCCGGUUAACAAAAGACCAAUCCGCCAUCUUAGAAGAAAGCUUCAAAGAACACAACACCCUCAACCCCAAGCAAAAGCUGGCUUUGGCAAAACGUCUUGGUCUCCGUCCACGUCAGGUGGAGGUCUGGUUCCAGAACCGUAGAGCAAGGACAAAGCUGAAGCAAACAGAAGUAGAUUGUGAGUUUUUGAAGAGAUGUUGUGAGCAAUUAACAGAAGAAAACAGGAGGCUGCAAAAGGAAGUGCAAGAAUUAAGAGCGUUAAAAUUGUCCCCACAAUUUUACAUGCAAAUGACCCCACCAACUACCCUCACCAUGUGCCCUUCUUGUGAGCGUGUGGCGGUCCCAACCUCCGCCACCACAUCAACCACACCUGCUCAGCCACAUCCACAACCACAAAUCCCUGAUCCAAGGCCCAAUCCGUCGGCCCACCAUCACAGGACCAUGCCCGUUAACCCAUGGGCAGCUGCCCCGGUCCCGAUCCGGUCCUUCGAAGCGCUACGUCCUCGGUCGUGAUUAGGGUGUUUUCGUCAUUUUGACAAGUUUUGGGGGUGAGAUCUGGAAAUAUAUGGUCGUGUAAUAUUUUGAUGUGGUCUUUAAUAUGUUUUGGUUUUUAUUGACCCAUCAAUCAGAUUAGAUAAAACCAACGGAAGAAAAAGAAAAAUGGAAUUUAUCUUUUUUUUUUAAUGUUUAGGUCCAUUUUAAUUUUAUUUUAAAAGAAAAUUAGAGCUAAUUUGGCUCCCUAGAUUCAGGAGAAAGUUAUGAAGGUGUAGGGAGAAAAGAGAACUAGAGAAGUCUCUUUUUAUUGUAAAUUAUUAUCAGUAUCUAAUUAAUUAAAUUUAUUAUAUA
Molecule: messenger RNA, 1714 nt
Organism: Spinacia oleracea (spinach)
Lineage: Eukaryota; Viridiplantae; Streptophyta; Magnoliopsida; Caryophyllales; Amaranthaceae
Product: homeobox-leucine zipper protein HAT4
Exons: 4
Coding region: 89-1381 (430 amino acids)
Biological process (GO): regulation of DNA-templated transcription
Cellular component (GO): nucleus
Molecular function (GO): DNA-binding transcription factor activity, RNA polymerase II-specific; sequence-specific DNA binding
Source: RefSeq, a predicted model, not a curated record